This is a messenger RNA of Metschnikowia bicuspidata var. bicuspidata NRRL YB-4993, 2169 nucleotides long. It is a transcript of the gene MTO1, whose product is annotated as tRNA modification protein. The transcript has a single exon. The record is from RefSeq and is a predicted model, not a curated record. NCBI's taxonomy places the organism in Eukaryota, Fungi, Ascomycota, Pichiomycetes, Serinales, Metschnikowiaceae. The coding region runs from base 41 to 2098 and encodes 685 amino acids. Gene Ontology annotation, biological process: tRNA wobble uridine modification; tRNA methylation. Gene Ontology annotation, cellular component: cytosol. Gene Ontology annotation, molecular function: flavin adenine dinucleotide binding.
CUGAACCCCAUAUAAAUCCCUAGAGAUUGCUAUAAUAUCGAUGAUGCUUGGGUGCAAUCUUAUGCGGAAGAAACUUUUUUGCCUAAAGUUUCCUGCAAGAGUACUUUCACGAAGAAAGAUAUAUAUAAAUGCAGAUCUCGAGCAUAGAUUAUCUGUAGCAGACUUCCAUCCGGUGAUUGUUGUUGGUGCUGGCCACGCUGGAUGUGAGGCAGCUACAGGAUCUGCAAGAUCCGGAACUAAGACUACAUUGGUCACUCCAGAUAUCGGUAAAAUAGGAACAGCGUCAUGUAACCCUUCAAUGGGUGGCGUGGGAAAGGGCACGUUACUUCGUGAGGUGGAUGCCUUGGAUGGCGUUUCAUCCAAAGUCACUGAUAAAGCAGGGAUACAUUUUAAGAUGUUAAACGCAUCAAAAGGUGCUGCUGUGCAAGGACCUAGAGCACAAAUUGACAGGAAGAUAUAUUUGCAAGAAAUGCAGAAGGUGAUAUCCGCAUAUGAAAAUCUCCAAGUUUUACAAGCGCUGGUAGAGGAUAUCAUUAUUUCCCCCUCACAACAAUUACCCAAGGACUUCGAAGGCAGGUUUCAUGGCACAGUAAAGGGAGUAGUUCUAGAUGACGGAUCUGUUCUUCUGUGUGGAAAAGUAGUCAUAUGCACUGGUACAUUUUUGGGUGGAGAAAUCCACAUUGGCCUUCAGUGUUUUCCAGCGGGCCGCCUCGGAGAAGAUGCAACCUUUGGAUUGUCAAAAACUUUGCAUGACGCUGGUUUUCGUUUGGGGAGAUUAAAGACAGGCACUCCGCCAAGGCUUCUGUCCAAAAGUAUAAACUACACCUCAUUGCUUCCCCAGCCUUCGGAUUUGCCUCCCAAGCCAAUGUCUUACAUGAAUGAAAGAGUUGAACUUGAGGAUAUGUUGGUUCAGUGUCAUCAAACCAGCACAACCCCUGAGUUUCAUAAGAUAAUCAGCGAUAAUCUUGACAAAUCUAUACAUAUACGCGAAACCGUGAAGGGUCCCCGUUAUUGUCCUUCAAUAGAGUCAAAGGUGAUCAAGUUUCCUCAAAAAACGUCACAUGUUGUGUGGUUAGAACCGGAAGGGUUCGACACAGAUCUUGUGUAUCCAAAUGGUAUUUCUUGCACCAUGCCGAGCGAGAUUCAAGAGAAAAUGAUUAGAAUGAUGCCAGGUUGUGAAAAUGCUGUUAUGCAUCAGCCUGGCUAUGGUGUUGAGUAUGACUAUGUGGAUCCCAGGGAGCUUAAACGUACUUUGGAGACAAAGUUGGUCGAUGGGUUGUACUUGGCUGGCCAAAUUAACGGAACUACUGGAUAUGAGGAAGCUGCUGCACAAGGUUGCAUUGCUGGUAUAAAUGCGGGUCUUUCACAGUUGAGAAAGCCAGUCUUUGAAAUUCAGAGAUCUGGCGGCUAUAUCGGGGUACUCAUAGACGACUUGAUCACAAAAGGUGUUGAAGAGCCCUAUAGAAUGUUUACCUCCCGCUCAGAAUUCAGAUUCUCUAUAAGAGCUGAUAAUGCCGACCAACGCUUGACUGAAAGAGGUUUUCUUGCUGGAGUUGUUGGCAUUGAAAGGUAUUCCAAGUUUCAAAGUGAGAUGACUUGCUUUAACGAAAUAAAGAAUGAUUUGAAGUCGAUUGUCUUAUCAGGAGCUAAAUGGGAACCAGUUGUAAAAGGGUCUCAUAAAGUGAGCAAGUCCACUGUUGUUGAUGGAUGGAAGCUCCUCUCAUAUAAGGAUAUGACAUUUCAAGACAUCAUACCCUUUGUACGAAAAUUGAAGGGAGGAAUAUUGCCGGAAGCCUACAACUCAAUGUCUCGCUGGACUAACGAAAGGAUUGAUAUUGAAAGCUCAUACGAGCCAUGGCUUAAGAGAGAAGAAGCUCAGUUGAAAGCCUACGAAGCGGAUGAAAAUUUACUUCUUCCUACCAACUUUACCUACACUAAUGAGGGAACCCUCAAGCUUUCUCACGAGGCUUGUCAUUUACUUAAUACCAUCCAGCCAAAGACAAUUGGCCAGGCACGGAGGAUACAGGGUGUUACACCUGCUGCCAUAUUUGAGUUGUUCAAAUUGGUGAAAGCAGGGCAAAAAACUGUUUCGUAUUAAGACGCAUCAAAAUUUAAUUUGUACAUAGAUUCAUAUGAUAUUCGACGGCGUGAUUUUAGCACAUGCUCAAA